UUACAAAAUCUCAGUCAAGCCUUGACAUCAUCUCUCGAGCCCAGCAUGGUCCGAACAAAGACGCACGCCAGGACCCUAGAAGAGAGGUACCCCAAGGACAAGUACCCCAACGGCCCACCCACGUAUAACCUCCCACCCGCACUCCCAUGCGUAUCCAACAACCGCAUCUUCAACGAUCACACCGGCAGACCAGCCUUGAUGUCAUGGGAGAGCACGGGGGUCAAGAAUCCCUUGCCUCCCCUCGCCUCCUGGGUCUUCUAUAUGGUCCAUCCAGAUGUGCCGCGUGACUUUGACGGCUAUAAAUUCCAGCGUGGUCUUGAGGAUGGUCGUCCCCAGGUAAGAGGUGGCAGCUUUCGGUACGAGUUCUUCUUCCUUCCAGGUGCCACGGUUGAAGAAUGCCAUACGCACUACCUCGGGGAGCUGAAGGCUCGAGGCACCAUUUGGCGCCAAAUCCGCAAGGUCAAGAGAGCUAUGGACCUCGAGAAGCAGAAAAACCCCCAACCAGUGGAGGAUGACCUGGUAGAGGAGUCCAGUUCUGGUCCGGGCUCCACGACAUCCGAGUCCUCUUCUGAUGAAGAAGCCGCUACCAACAAUCAACAACUUCCUGGCUUAGUCUGGCCCAAACACGAUCACGAUGAUGAUCUUCUCUCUUAUCGCGGCUGGUUUUUUAUAUAUCCACAUAUAAAUAUCGAUUGCCGAGGUGCUGAUGGUGCGAAGCGUGAGAUAGAUAUCGUCACGUUUGACCCCAUCGAGCAGGAAUGGGAAGAAGAUGAGGUUCGUAGGUUUGAUCCGAUGGAACACCCUGUUCACGUAACACGGAAGAAAGCCAGAGAAGACUGUGAACUGGGGGUUAUGGAUUGGAUGUACUGGAGAUUGCGUUCACACUGGGAGCAAAAGGCUGACGAAGCCACGGAUGACGCGAUGAAGCUAGGCUGGAAGUCUUGGUAA
Molecule: messenger RNA, 948 nt
Organism: Fusarium keratoplasticum
Lineage: Eukaryota; Fungi; Ascomycota; Sordariomycetes; Hypocreales; Nectriaceae
Exons: 1
Coding region: 46-948 (300 amino acids)
Source: RefSeq, a predicted model, not a curated record